UUUAAAAUUUGAGAGAGAAAGUACUCUUAACACUUGUAAUUAAAUCACCAUGCUUUUAAAUUCAUGGCAGAUAUAGAAGAGGAAACUCUGGUUAUCGGCAUCCCUAGAUCUCAGCGGCGCAGGCUGCACAAAGUGCCGGUGCAAGUGCGACGGGACAGGAAGCACAUUUAUGAGCCAGCAGUUGUUUCCAUCGGCCCUUACCACCACCGGAGGGAUGAUCAACAAUUGGAGCUGAUGGAACCAUUCAAGGACGAGCUACGAGAUAUUGUUUGCGGAGGCGCUGACCGAAAAAGCUCCGUUCUAAGCAACAUCUACGAGCGGAUAGAUGAAAAUCCGUCAUUUCUAUGGCGGAGCAGAUGGCUACACCGACGAGGAAUUGGAUGAAAUGAUGCUUUGUUCCUCAUAUGCUAUAUGCAUCGACUAGGUAUGGGUGGGGCAAGAACUGAAUCCUGGAUGCAUGAACGCAUGGGAAUGUCUGCUAUGUUGUCCGUGCAUCGUGAUAUGCAUAUGCUGGAGAAUCAGAUUCCCCUUAAUCCUCCCCCAACACUACCAUUCAUUGUUGUGCCAGUACUUGAGCAUCGCUUUUUAUGGGGAUUACAAUAUGACACAACUCCCAUGGACAGAAGAAGAAGAGCCUCUUCACCUACUCGAAGCUUUGCGCCGCACCUCCCUUCGCCUCGUUCAGACCCAACAAAAUUCAACUCUCUUUUGGCAGCUUAUCAAGAAAUAUAAUCAAUCGUCGAAGAAACUCACACCACCUUUCCGGUCGGUGACUGAUCUGAUAGCAAAUGUUGCAAGUGUGUUGCCAGUGUUUGACAGUCCUUUUCGGUCGGUGACAGAUCUGAUAGCAAAGGGUAUUCAUCUCCGGAAGAGUUCACAUUGUUUGACCGACAUCAGCUUCUUCUCCUACGGCCUGUUCGCUCAACUCCACCUUCCUUUCUUCUUUGUCAGCGACGAAAGCAAAGUGUUCUUCUCCAAUCUUAUUGCAUUCGAAAUGUCGCCUGUGACAGCCACAGACUACGGCGUGACAUCUUACUUUAAUUUCAUGAAAACGUUAAUCAACAAUGCUAAAGACGUAAAGGUGCUGCGAGAGAAAGGCAUACUGAUCAGCGCGUUGGCAAGCGAUGAACAGAUGAGGAUUAAUGAGCACUGCAAGACAUGGAUGGCCGACCUCUUCAAUACCAAUUUUCAGAGCCCAUGGACUGUUAUGGCUCUUCUUGCCGCCACAUUUCUGCUUUGCCUCACUUUUCUACAAACUUACUACACAAUCAAUCCACGCAACUAAACAAUUCCACUUGAUUCCACCUUCUGUUCUAUGUAUGUUAAUUGCUUGUACUUGAUUAUUCUACCUUGUGCAUUAUGUAUGUCUUUUAGGUUAUUGUUUGUAAUGUAAGUUACUAUGUUGAAAAUAAAUGUGGA
This is a messenger RNA of Salvia hispanica, 1419 nucleotides long. NCBI's taxonomy places the organism in Eukaryota, Viridiplantae, Streptophyta, Magnoliopsida, Lamiales, Lamiaceae. The record is from RefSeq and is a predicted model, not a curated record.